UUCUUCUUCUUCGUUUCAAUUCUCUCUUUCUGUGAUUUUUAUCAGUGUCUGUAACUGCAAGCAUGCGCUCCAAGGACAGAAUCUCUUACUUUUAUGACGGGGAUGUGGGAAGCGUUUACUUUGGUCCAAACCAUCCCAUGAAACCUCAUCGUCUUUGUAUGACCCACCAUCUCGUUCUCUCCUAUGAUCUCCACAAGAAGAUGGAAAUUUAUCGGCCUCACAAGGCAUACCCAGUUGAGCUUGCUCAGUUCCAUUCGGCUGAUUAUGUUGAUUUUCUACAUCGCAUUACGCCCGAUUCCCAGCGCUUGUUUUCCAAUGAAUUAGCAAAAUAUAAUCUUGGAGAAGAUUGCCCUGUCUUUGAGAAUUUGUUUGAGUUUUGUCAAAUUUAUGCCGGCGGAACAAUAGAUGCUGCACGCAGGUUGAACAACCAACUUUGUGACAUUGCUAUAAAUUGGGCCGGUGGUCUACACCAUGCCAAGAAGUGCGAAGCAUCUGGGUUUUGUUAUAUAAAUGACCUGGUCUUAGGAAUCUUGGAGCUUUUAAAACAUCAUGCUCGUGUUUUGUAUAUUGAUAUCGAUGUGCAUCACGGUGAUGGUGUUGAAGAAGCCUUUUACUUCACUGAUAGGGUGAUGACUGUUAGUUUUCACAAGUUUGGAGACAAGUUUUUUCCUGGAACCGGUGAUGUCAAGGAAACAGGAGAGAGGGAAGGCAAGUUUUAUGCCAUUAAUGUUCCACUCAAGGAUGGAAUAGAUGACAUUAGCUUCACUCGUCUUUUCAAAACUAUUAUUUCCAAGGUUGUUGAAACGUAUCAACCAGGGGUCAUAGUUCUCCAGUGUGGAGCAGAUUCACUAGCUGGAGAUCGCUUAGGCUGCUUCAAUCUCUCCAUUGAUGGUCAUGCUGAGUGUGUUAAGUUUGUGAAGAAAUUCAAUUUGCCCUUACUGGUUACUGGUGGCGGUGGAUACACAAAAGAGAACGUUGCUCGAUGUUGGACUGUUGAAACUGGAGUUCUUCUAGACACAGAGCUUCCAAAUGAGAUCCCAGAUAACGAUUACAUUCUAUAUUUCGGCCCAGAAUAUUCAUUGAAGAUUCCACAUGGGCACAUAGAUAAUGCGAACACCAAAUCGUAUCUUAGCACGAUCAAAGUGCAGGUCUUGGAGAAUCUUCGUCACAUUCAACAUGCUCCUAGUGUACAAAUGCAGGAGGUUCCUCCAGACUUCUAUAUCCCCGAUUUCGAUGAAGAUGAGCAGAACCCAGACGAACGAGUAGAUCAGCAAACCCGAGACAAACAAAUCCAGCGGGAUGACGAAUAUUACGAUGGAGACAAUGACCAUGAUCAGAACAUGGAAGAUGUGUAAAGCUUUUUUUAGUUUGUAGUAGUAGUGUAGGGUGGAAUUGAAAUUGAUAGAUGUCAAAAUUUGAAACUUGUGUGCACAAAAUGUUAGUUGUUAUUCAUAUCUUGGCUUCCUUUGUAACUGUGUAACAUGAAUUUGUAGAGCUGAGAGGAUUAUGUAAUUUUUCUUGAAAUGUACAACUAGUUAGUAGUUAGACAGAGAGAGACAAGGCUUAUUAUCUUUUUCCUUUUGGUCAUUUUAAUCUUUCCAUUAAGUGUGUUUUGUAAUGUUCUUAAUGUUGUUUCUCUUAUACUUCAAUGAUUUGGAUAAUUUUUCUAAUGAUAUAAGAUGAUCACUUGAGAUA
Humulus lupulus (European hop) is the source of this 1695-nucleotide messenger RNA. Its product is annotated as histone deacetylase 9. Lineage: Eukaryota; Viridiplantae; Streptophyta; Magnoliopsida; Rosales; Cannabaceae. Gene Ontology annotation, molecular function: histone deacetylase activity. The record is from RefSeq and is a predicted model, not a curated record. The coding region runs from base 63 to 1355 and encodes 430 amino acids. The transcript is spliced from 14 exons.